Neocloeon triangulifer is the source of this 1106-nucleotide messenger RNA. It is a transcript of the gene p23, whose product is annotated as prostaglandin E synthase 3. Gene Ontology annotation, biological process: chaperone-mediated protein complex assembly; protein folding. The coding region runs from base 193 to 726 and encodes 177 amino acids. Gene Ontology annotation, cellular component: nucleus; cytosol. Gene Ontology annotation, molecular function: protein-folding chaperone binding; Hsp90 protein binding. The transcript is spliced from 4 exons. The record is from RefSeq and is a predicted model, not a curated record. NCBI's taxonomy places the organism in Eukaryota, Metazoa, Arthropoda, Insecta, Ephemeroptera, Baetidae.
UUUUCUAGAAACUUCACGAGUUUAGUGCAUUUGCGCCGACUAGCCUGUUCUGAAGCAUUAAAUUCCGGGUCUGCUUUAGUUUUGAGCAAGUAUUGGUCUGAGAAAGUGACAUUUUUAUCUCGCCGGCAUUCAAAUUCUUGAUCGAAAUCACUUCUGGCUUGAUUCGCGCACUCACUCUUUGCAAACACAACAAUGGUUCAAAGUAAAGACCAGAGCCAGUUGGCAACUCCUCCUAUGGUUACAUGGGCACAGAGACAAGGUGUGGUGUUCCUCACAAUCUGCCUUGAAGACUGCAGUGACCCUGAAGUUAAGAUAGAGCCCAAUUCAGUUCACUUCAAAGGUGUGGGGGGCACGGAAAAGAAACCACACGAAGUCACCAUUAACCUUUUCAAAGAAGUAGAUCCAGAGAAAUCAGCAUCUUUCCCUAGAGGCAGAAACAUCGAGAUUGUAUUGAAGAAGAAACAAGAUGGUCCCUACUGGCCGCAGCUGACCAAGGAGAAACAGAAAUUCCACUGGCUCAAAGUGGAUUUCAACAAAUGGAAAGAUGAGGAUGACAGCGACGAGGAAGGGGCUGGACAAAACCAAGACCUUGAUGAUAUCAUGAGACAGAUAGGCGGACUUGGUGGUGGUCAGGGUGGUGAAAUGGAUAAGCCCAGCUUUGACGACCUGGACGCUGAAGAAGAUUCGGACGAUGAAGGCAUGCCCGACUUGGAGGCAACCGAAUAAAUUGUGACCCAUUGUACCAUCAUACCAUGUGCCGAGAGCAAUAUAUUUAUUGAAAUGGACACGGUGGCAAGAGAAUAUUCGCGAGUGCUGGUCCGCAACGUUGCUACACAUUGAAAAUAUCUGUCCUUCUAUCAUUUCUGUUUUGUUCAUCCAACUUGUACACUCCACGUAAAAUUAAUUUUAAACAACGAUCCCCUCAGCCAGAAGAGCGUGCGUGUUUUUUUUAAGCUCCGUUGAUUUUUAGCUGCUGCUCUCGAAAUUCGGAUUAUUUUCCUAUCGGCUGAUUCAAUUUGAGGAUUUUGUAGUGAUUACAAACUUUGCUGUGCACAACCCAUGGCAGAAUCUUGAUGAAUAAAUUUGAUGAAACUUGGUAAAUGAUA